This is a messenger RNA of Notechis scutatus (mainland tiger snake), 1066 nucleotides long. RefSeq names its product dual specificity protein phosphatase 13A-like. Gene Ontology annotation, molecular function: protein tyrosine/serine/threonine phosphatase activity; MAP kinase phosphatase activity. The record is from RefSeq and is a predicted model, not a curated record. Gene Ontology annotation, cellular component: cytoplasm. Lineage: Eukaryota; Metazoa; Chordata; Lepidosauria; Squamata; Elapidae. Gene Ontology annotation, biological process: protein dephosphorylation; negative regulation of MAPK cascade.
AGCUUACUUGCUUCUGCAAAUGGACACCAUCAGAUCCAACAUACCUUCCGUGAAAGAACUGGAAUGUCGUAUAGACAAGUGUAAGUUGGAAUCAAAUGCGCUAGAUGAAGUGUGGCCCCAAAUUUAUAUAGGUAACAUGGUCACAGCGCACAACAAGGAGGAGCUGAGAAGAUAUGGCAUCACCCACAUACUGAACGCAGCACACGGUGCUUGGGGGAGCAAUGGAAAUCAGACUUUCUAUGGAUCAGAAAUCUCUUACUAUGGCAUAGCAGCAGAAGAUGACGUAGAUUUUGACUUAACUGUCUAUUUUCAUCCGGCCUCAGAAUACAUCCACCAAGCACUAAGAGCCCCGAAAGGAAAAAUCUUGGUUCAUUGCAUUCUAGGCAAAAGCAGAUCCCCAGCCCUUGUUCUAGCUUACUUGAUGAUUUACCAGAACUUGUCUCUGGCCGACGCUCUUGAAAUGCUUCUGCAGCAUCGAGCAAUUUCCCCAAACCGAGGAUUUCUAAAACAGCUUCGAGAUCUAGAUCUGGAACUGCAUUGCAAGAUAUCCCUGUGUCGACUUUUAUGAAUGUGAAGAAAAGCAAGAAAUAAGGACUUUUGAUAAGAGUUUUUUUUUUGAAAGAUCCUUACAAGCUUAUUAUCGUUUCAUUUUUUCUUUUUUUCCACGAGCAGAAUUUACAAAGCUUGUAUUUCACCACAUUGAAGAGCCCAAUAAGACUCUGGACAUCCAGCAAAUGCUUUCUAUCCGCAGAGCUGCUCCUCAGGUACCUGUGAAAAGCAUCCAGUCAGGACAGGAGGAAGACAUGUUACAGAUUAACAGAGUUAGAAGGGACCUUGUAGGUCAUCUACUCCUACCUCCAGCCCAAGCGGGAGACCCUACACCAUUCCUGACAAAUGACAGUCCAAUCUCUUCUUCUCAACUGUUUUCCUACACAAGUGAGAUUCAAAUAAUCAAGAGUUCCUGUCGCAAAGAAGAGGGAGUCAACUUAUUCUUCAAAGCACCUGAGGGCAGGACAAGAAGCAAUAGAUGGAAAUUCAUCAGAGAGAGAUCCAACCUGGAACUAAC